AUGUCCAGAAUUACGACCCUAACUCUCUCAUAUCUUUCCGCACUCUUGAUUUCAUCGGUAUGCGGUACUCAAUAUCUUUUCUCGGCAUAUAGUACGGAAAUACAAGAUCGACUGGAUUUUACCUCGGUGCAAAUAAAUACCAUUGGAAGUUUAGCUAAUUAUGGGAUCACUUUGAGUAAACCUUUCCUUGGAUAUGUCGCUGAUAACUAUGGAUCUCGACGAACGUGCGCAGCCGCGGCCAUUCUCAUAUUCACGAGUUAUUUCCUUCUUGCCAUGACCUACCAGAAAAUCUUCUUGCCGGCAUCAUUCAUGCUUUGUGCAUUGUACUUGUUUGGUGUUGGGAUGGCUUCUUCUGCUGGCAUAGUUUCAAGUAUGGUAACAAUCACAAAAAACAUCACAUCUCUUCGAGGAUUCGCAUUAAGUGUUCCCUUAGCUUUACUAGGUUUAUCGGCAUUCAUUUAUUCACAAAUCAAUAUGCACUUGUUUCAAGAUGAUACUUUUCACUUUCUAAUUUUCGUUGCUGUCUCCUCUGGGACCUGCCUAUUUAUCGGUAGUUGGUUUUUGGUGAUCGUGCCUCCACCUCUCCUCACAACUGCUUCUUUAUUCGAGGGGGAAAAUUACAUUAAUAAAAGCAUAAAUGAAGAAGAUAAAAAUUGCAACGAUAAUAUUUCUAAUAGUAGUGGUCAUGAUUACUCGAUAGCACAUGGCGGAUCCAACGGGAGAUCCACCGAACAAACUCCUCUUUUACAAAUACAAGAAAUCACCAAGGAAGAACCGGAUAUAGGAGGCUGGGAAUUGUUAAACAACAAAGAUGCUCUCCUGUUGAUACUUAUUAUGGUAUUCAUAGGUGGGACAGGGCUGAUGUAUUUUAAUAAUGUCGGUACUAUCAUAAGAACUCUUUACUACGCGUCUUCGACACACCCCACGUUCCCAUCCGAAAUUCGACGACUUCAAAACAUCCACGUCUCUCUCCUAUCGUUAUUCUCAUGUCUCGGUCGGAUAAGUGGGGGACUAUUUUCCGACUUGGCCAAAUAUUUUUAUGAUGUCCCUCGAUUUGGCUUUCUCGCAUUAGCAGGCAUAUGGUUAUUCGCAGGACAAAUAUUGAUGUGCACACAAGUACAAACAUUGGAAAACUUGUGGACAGUCACAUGUUUUGUGGGUUUCGGUUUUGGGAUGCAAUAUGGAGUUGCGCCGGCGAUUACGAGCGAGUAUUUUGGUUCAAGAAGGUUCGGGUUAAAUUGGGGGAUUUUAUCAUUGUUUCCCGCCAUUGGAGGUCAAAUUUUUAAUCUCAUGUUCGGUUACAACAAUGAUUUGCAUGGAAAGCACUGCGUGGGUGCAGAAUGUUACAACUCGGUGUUCUAUAUAAGUUCGGUGGGAUGUUUGGUGAGUGUUUGUGUCGCAUUACACAUCUGCUGGAACAUUCUGAGGAUGAAAUAG
Molecule: messenger RNA, 1437 nt
Organism: Acaulospora morrowiae
Lineage: Eukaryota; Fungi; Glomeromycota; Glomeromycetes; Diversisporales; Acaulosporaceae
Source: the annotation of a GenBank genome assembly